GUGACUGAUACAGACAGUCUUUUUACUAUUCACAAGAACCAAUUUAACAGAACAAAUCUACCAUCCUUUAGAGUUCAGACUUUAUUUAUCUAAACUGUGAAAAUUAUGUGUUUGAUUCUUGAAACCUAGCUUCAAUUUGAUAGUUAAAUGAAGUUAAAAGUAUAAUAGAAUUCAAAUAAAUGAUUGUAAGAUUAACCAUAUCUUACAGAUUUAAAAUAAUCAGCUUCAUUUUUUAGCCUCAAGAUGCCAAACAAGACUAUAGACGAGCUGGAUGAGUUCCUGAAGAAGGCUGACAAAGCCCAAGAGUUGGUCACUCUAUUGCAGUCAAAGGACAUGAAUGUUGUGAAGGAAACGCAAGACAAGAUAGACAACAUACUGUCUAAUGAUUGGGAAGAGGAAGAGGAGGAGGGAUAUAAAACUCGAGAUGGUUUCAGCAAGUCCUGUAUUAACAAACUAAAAGAUGAACCUCCAGAAGCAGACCCUGGCCCUGGGGGUGUAGUUGGUGGAUUUCCUGCAGACACGCCAUCUGAUCAGGAUGGGUUUAUGAGAGCAGUAGAAGAGGAUGCCAACAGACGACACGAAAAUAGGAAGAGAAAAGAAGAGAAAAGUAAAGUACGUCGAGAAAAAGGAAAUGAACAUUUUAAAAAUGGAAGGUACAAAGAAGCAAUUGCAGAAUAUGAUAUUGCCAUUAAGCUUACAGGAUGGGAGGUCUCACUGUAUACAAACGAGGCUCAAUGUUAUAUUAAGAUGAAAGACUUUGACAAAGCUAUUGAAGUUUGUGACAGAGCUUUGUAUAUUGAGGAUGAUUUUGUCAAGGGGUACAUUCAGAAAUCUAAUGCUUUACUUGCUAAGAAAUGUCAUAAAGAAGCAGUUGAAUGUUUGGAGCUGUGUCUUGAAAAUUGCAAAAGCAGUACUUCUACCGUGAAUAGUUACCUCGGAAAAGCCAAGAUUUUGCUUGCUAUUGAAUCAUCUAACACGGAAGUUGUAAAUUCUGUAACCCCUGAAAACAAAAAAGAAUUUCAGCACUUCUUAUCUAAGCUGAGCUCAAAGAAAGUCUUUGAAGCAACCAUAGCUUCUGAACUUUUGUUGAAAAGCCUACAACAAUCAGCCAUGAAUAUCCAACUUUUCCGAGCUCUUGGUGGGAUAGAAGCUAUACAAAGCCAACUGAUGAAACAUAAGGAGCAUGCCCUUCAUGUGAAUUUGUUCAACAUUCUUAAAUGCAUACUUUGUGAUGACAGAUUAACAUUCCAUCAUUGGAUUUACUCUGACCCAACUGCCAGUCUCGUAUUUCACGCCAAAAACGAAAAAUAUAGAAUGCUUGUCCUCUUGUUAAUGCAAAAACUUACCUUCUGGGACUCAGAGGAAAUUGUGGAUGGCUUUUUAGAAUUCUGGUCUGAUGGGUUAAUGAGACAAGUCUUUGCUGCAUGUUUUAGUGAGAAAGAAACCAAAGCUAUGUCAGUUUUAAUUCUGGGGAGAGCAAUCCGGAACAACGCAUUCCUCGUCAAAUUCAAGAAUGAGGUUAUAGAGAUGCUUAAAUGUGUUUCUAACUACAUUCCACGCCUCGUUGAGGAUGAUAUAGCUGAACAAAAGACUUGGAUUGGUGGAUUGUCUGGACUCUCUAUGACACCAGUUGCAAGAAAAUUGCUCGACAAGUCCUUCUGGACAAUCUUCUUGCCUCUGUUGGAUUUCCUACAUAAACAAGGGAAGGAGUCUAUGAUUGACGAUCUACUGGCUGCUGGAAUGAACUUUACACUCGACAGCACCAGCUUAUCUGACCACGGAUUGGAGAUAAGUGAGAAGUUGGUUGGGUUGUGUGGUAACCCGACCUUUAAGAAAGCUCCUCUACUGCUGAACAGAGUGUUGGAGAAGUGUCCUAAUACUCUUCUUGCUGAAGACAAGGGUCAGUUUGCUUCCCUGCUCAAAGUGAUAAAAAGUCAAUCCGACCUCCAGUCAGAUAAUCUCAGUACAGCAGUCAAGUUACUAGCAAGAACAACUGCCAAAUCACCUCAGGCGAGAAAAUGGGUGGUAAAGUACAAGAUCUUGGAAAAGCUGAUGGAUCUGCUUGAGUGCAACACAGUGUCAGACAAGUCCUCCAAAUCAGCAACUGCAAUACUUUCCAACGCUGCGCUGAGCUGCGCUCAUUGUUUCCAGGACGAAGGUGUAUGUAAGAAACAAGAAGUAGACGUUGUAGACACGAUGCUGAAACACGCGAAAGCUGACAAAGGACUGGCAAUCCAGCAGAAUGCGGCAAUAGCUCUGGCACGACUUGCCACUAACAGUCCCGUUUUGUUGGAGAGGCUGAGAGAGCUGAGAGGAUUGGAAAUAUUGCACUCUAGGUUCACUCCUACAGGGUAGUUUGUAAUCAGUGGAACUCUAGUGGAACUCUAGUGGAACUCUAGUGGAACUCUAGUGAAACUCUAGUGGAACUCUAGUGAAACUAAUUGAACUCUAGUGAAACUCUAGUGGAACUCUAGUGAAACUAGUUGAACUCUAGUGGAACUCUAGUGGAACUCUAGUGGAGCUCUAGUGGAACUAGUGGAACUAGUGGAACUCUAGUGGAAGUCUAGUGAAACUAGUGGAACUCUAGUGAAACUAGUGGAACUCUAGUGAAACUAGUGGAACUCUAGUGAAACUAGUGAAACUCUAGUGGAACUCUAGUGGAACUCUAGUGGAACUCUAGUGAAACUAGUGGAACUCUAGUGGAACUCUAGUGGAACUCUAGUGGAACUCUAGUGGAACUCUAGUGGAACUCUAGUGGAAGUCUAGUGGAACUCUAGUGAAAACUAGUGGAACUCUAGUGAAACUAGUGGAACUCUAGUGAAACUAGUGAAACUCUAGUGAAACUAGUGAAACUCUAGUGAAACUAGUGGAACUCUAGUGAAACUAGUGAAACUCUAGUGGAACUCUAGUGGAACUCUAGUGGAACUCUAGUGAAACUAGUGGAACUCUAGUGGAACUCUAGUGAAACUAGUGGAACUCUAGUGGAACUCUAGUGGAAGUCUAGUGGAACUCUAGUGAAAACUAGUGGAACUCUAGUGAAACUAGUGGAACUCUAGUGAAACUAGUGAAACUCUAGUGAAACUAGUGAAACUCUAGUGGAACUAGUGGAACUCUAGUGGAACUCUAGUGAAACUAGUGGAACUCUAGUGAAACUAGUGGAACUCUAGUGAAACUAGUGGAACUCUAGUGAAACUAGUGGAACUCUAGUGAAACUCUAGUGAAAUUAGUGUAUAAUCUGUCAUAUUAUUGUGACAUUGCAAUAUGCUGUGUUUAUGGUUUUUUAUUUAGAGUUUAAAUAUUUUGCAUUUUGUAACCUCUGUAGAAAUCCCAUCACCCUUUCGUCAAAUAUCAGAAACUGUAUAUAUAGCUUCAAUUUUAAGUGUGUAUAUUUAAUAUAUUAUUUUCGUACUGUAUAGUAAUUUAUAAGUUAUUUUUGUCAGCCAUAUUGUAUUUGUGUCAUAUUAAGGCAUUAAUUUAAUGUUUAUUU
Molecule: messenger RNA, 3487 nt
Organism: Bolinopsis microptera
Lineage: Eukaryota; Metazoa; Ctenophora; Tentaculata; Lobata; Bolinopsidae
Product: tetratricopeptide repeat protein 12-like
Exons: 5
Coding region: 244-2355 (703 amino acids)
Biological process (GO): axonemal dynein complex assembly; sperm axoneme assembly
Cellular component (GO): centrosome; cytoplasm
Molecular function (GO): protein binding
Source: RefSeq, a predicted model, not a curated record